GCUGUCGUUGAGUUAGCCAGAUAUGGAUGCGAAUUCGAAAGGACGGGAGUGUGGAUCGGGCUCGGAUGCAGUACGGGAGUCAUAAGCAGCACUGCAUUAAUCACUUUGUGUGGCGGGCUCGUCUCCUCCAUAAAUCGUAGGAAAUUAACUCUUAGGUCUUUAGCGUGAUGGUAGAUUUCUCUGCACGCUGCAGUAUGAAGGGCGCUAUACUUAUUCACAAGAUACCGAUGUAAAUCAAAACGUGACAUUUAUGUUAUGCCAUGCAGAAGAGAGCACCUACAUGUCAGUUUUACGGUAGCUCUUAGUAUCCGCGAGAAGAAAAGAGGAAGAAGACGGACAUAGAAAGCAGCACGUUCUGAUCGCUGUUCCUCCGGUGUUGGCCGGGAGCAUUUGCAGGCGAGAUGGAAACUAUCCUGCGGCUUGCGACUGCGGAGCCGGCUGAUGUGACGGCGCCCCCAAGCAGCCCUCGACGAGAGUGACUGAGAUGCCGUGUCAGGGUUGAGUGCGAGCAGCGACUGACCGGCAGUGCGCGGGACCCCCCUGAAUGAGCCUGCGUACGCCACCGGACCGGACCUGCUUUGAAGAGGAAUAAGGACUCAGUAGGAUGUCAACUGAGGCGGAGCUUCAGCCGGCUGCCAGACCCAGCGUGAGGAAGGAAACCAGGAAGAGAGGUCAGGAUCGCAGCGAAGCCGGGCUGAUUAAACGCUUCAAGGGGGAUGGAGUGCGUUACAAAGCCAAGCUGAUCGGCAUUGAUGAGGUCACGGCCGCGAGGGGGGACAAGCUGUGCCAAGACUCCAUGAUGAAGAUGAAGGGAAUCGCUGCUGCCGCCCGCUCAAAAGGAGAACAUAAGCAGAAAGUCUUCUUGACCGUUUCCUUCGGUGGGAUCAAGAUUUUCGAUGAGAAGUCGGGGGUCCUACAGCAUCACCACGCAGUCCACGAGAUCUCCUACAUCGCCAAGGACAUCACUGACCAUCGCGCCUUCGGCUACGUCUGCGGCAAGGAGGGGAACCACCGAUUCGUGGCCAUCAAGACAGCUCAAUCUGCCGAGCCGGUGAUCCUGGACCUGCGCGACCUCUUUCAGCUCAUCUACGAGAUUAAACAGCGGGAAGAGCUCGAGAAGAAGGCACAGAAGGACAAGCAGUGCGAGCAGGCUGUCUACCAGACGAUUCUGGAGGACGACGUGGAGGACCCCGUUUACCAGUACAUUGUGUUUGAGGCUGGACAUGAGCUGAUCCGUGACCCCCAGUCAGAAGAAAGCAUUUAUCAGGUACCUACGAGUCAGCAGAAGGAGGGGGUCUAUGAUGUUCCCAAACGGCAUCCAAAUAUCAACCAGCUGGAGCUGUUUGGGGACAUGUCCACCCCCCCGGACAUCACCUCUCCCUCCACGCCUGCUUCUCCGGCCAACACCUUGGACCCCUCCCUGACCCACCAACCCCCGUCGGAGCUCUUUGCCCCCUUCAGCCCUGCAUCUGUGCCCUCAGGUUACGUCACCAUGGGAGCCGUCCAGCCUGCCCACUGGGGCCAGCAGCCAUUUGCGGCCCAGGGCCCGCUAGCGUUCGGCAUGCAGCCCCCUGUGCCAGUGGCUCAGGUCAUCCCCGGGACCCAGCCCGUGAUCUGGGGCCAGCCCACCCUAUUCCCUGGCACCCAGCAGCAAUGGGCCACCAUGGCGGGAGCCUUUCCCCCUGCUGCCUUCAUGCCAACGCAAACUGUGGGCCCGUUGCCGGCAGCCAUGUUCCAGACGCUGGCGCCGGUGCCGGCCAUGCCACCGUCCUGCGAGCCCCCAACAGCCGCCGCCGCCGGUGCCUCGAGCCCCCCGCAUGCCGACCGCUCCCAGCAGAAGGUCGGCAAGGAGAUGUUCAAAGACUUCCAGGCGGCAAAGCUGCCGACGGUGGCGGGGGGGCGCAGGGGCGAGCAAGCCAGCCUGGCGAGUGGCACCGAUGCCCUGAGCAGCUACUUCGGGCGCAUGGGCGUGGGCCAGGACGCCGACGACUGCGACGACUUCGACAUCUCUCAGAUGAACCUGACGCCGGUCACGUCCACAACGCCCUCCACCAAUUCCCCCCCUACUCCGGCCCCUCGGCAGAGCUCCCCCUCCAAAUCAUCAGCCUCGCAUGCCAGCGACCCCCCCACCGAUGACUCCUUCGGCGAGGCCGAGGGCAGUCCAAGCCGGAGCGGAGAGGAGGACGCUGCCGGGGGAUCUCAGUCCCCCUCCACGAGCGAACCCCUGGCAGAACCCCCCUCAGAGCCUUCAGCAGACCCCCCCGCCAAGCAGCCCGAUCCACAGGGAAAGGAUCCCCUUUAUGCCCAGAUAAGCAAAGGGAAGAAGCAGGAAUGCUGAGGAACUUUAUUGGCCCCUGGCUGUGUGCACGGGGCUGACAGGGGGACUCGGGACUGACACAGCGGGGGUCCGGGUGGUCACAAGGCCAGGCUGCUCUCCCCACCCCACCCAAAAAAAAUAUCAAGUGGAGAAAUGACUCUGUUACUCUUUCUUCAUGACCCUAUUUUCUACUGUGCUUUCUCCACGGAUCUGCUGAGAGACAGGAGAUGCUGGUCCAUAGCCACGUGUGAUCUCCCCCCCGCCCCCCCAGUCUUACUCCCCCCACGCACCGGGCUCCCUCGCACGGAGUGUGCCCUUUGGAAGUCCGCAAGAUGGCCGCCACAGCCUUCGCAGUUUUAUCUGCCAGCAGACGCUUCACUCUUCCCACGACUCCUUCUGCUGCUAGACUGCUAUGCAGAAAAGACCAGCUGUGGAUCCCCCUUUGGAGAAGCACGUGCGAAGGCACCGGCUGAAUUUCCUUUUGCGUCAGGCGUGAGUAGGCGGAGCUUCAGGCAACACAGCGUCCCUGGGCACAGAACUGUUCCUUACCUAUAACUUUUUGUACAAUACUAAUUAAAACACAAAACGAAAUGAGUUUUUAUUUUAUAAGUCACGGGAGCCGUUGGGGUCGUCUCUGUAUUUUAGGUUAAAAAUGGCUUUAAGGCAUCUGAACUAAAGUUUGCCAAAUUAAUUUUGUAAAUAAUAGUGUUCAUUUUUCACCGGGACCUCUGUGCCAUAAAGUAGACAGGCCUCAGUUGUAGUUGUACCCAAGCAAUACAGUGAGUCUAUCGAUGGUUUACGCUGCUUGUGUGUUGUAAAAUCAUUCAUAACUGUUUGAUUUCUUAUGUCGUUGCGAAUUUAAGGGAGCGAUUCGAGUUCAUGAGCGCGCCUCCCUUAACACCCGAUUACUUUUACGCCUUGGCUUGACGGCAGACUUUCUGUGCGUUUUUAAGCUCUCCUUUGUCCUGCAUUUUAGACAUCCCAUAAUUUUAACUGUGAUCUUGAGAGAAAUCUCAAGGACGACAGGAGAGCCUUCAAAAGCCUGAAGUGUGCGUUUUUAAGGGUUAGUAAAGCAUCAUGUCCACAGAUCGCAGUGGGUGUUCGCAUUGACGCUCCCUUUAACGGCUUUUGUCAGAAUCAGUUUGGCAAAAACAUGUUCAUUCGAGCUCUGUUUCCCUGCAGUGCUCGCUCCAGUGUUAGGGCACUAAUAAAUGUGAGUUUUACAUUUUUAAA
Molecule: messenger RNA, 3550 nt
Organism: Brienomyrus brachyistius
Lineage: Eukaryota; Metazoa; Chordata; Actinopteri; Osteoglossiformes; Mormyridae
Product: disabled homolog 1-like
Exons: 15
Coding region: 605-2338 (577 amino acids)
Biological process (GO): lateral motor column neuron migration; ventral spinal cord development
Source: RefSeq, a predicted model, not a curated record